AUGAAAACUCCUUUUAAAAAGUAACCAAAAAGUAUUUAAGAGAUUAUAAAGGACUUCUUAACAAAAGAAAUGGAAAAAGAAAGCAAGAAAAAUAUAAAUAUAGUUAUACUUCCAACAAAAAUAGGUUAAUCUAGUUGGAGAACUCGAAAUUUUGGAAGAAUAUCUACUUCAAAUAAUAAAACAAUUGAUUAAAAUGUAAUAGUUACUCCAAAUAAUUAUAAUCAAAUUUCUACAAUAAAUUAAAGUUAAAUAUCUUCUUCAAAUGACAAAACUAAAAAUAAAUCAAAGUAAGACAAGUUAGUAAAUAUAACCUAAUAAUAACAAAAUUAAUAUAAAAGAAAAGUAGAGAUACAGAAAACAAAGUCACAUAGAAAAUCAUUUUCGUUGAAUACUAAUAAAUCUAUUUAUCAAAAAUUACCCAAUUUACCUAGAAGAAUAAAUUACUUUACAGAAGUAGCUAAAAGUUUAGAGCUUAAAUUUAAUGAUACAAUAGAAGGGUAUUAAGUUGAAUAAGAUGAUAUGUCUUUUGAAAUUGAUGAAUAUGUUAAAAUGAAAUAUAUUAAAUAGAUUUAAUAUUAAGAAAUCUGA
Molecule: messenger RNA, 588 nt
Organism: Paramecium sonneborni
Lineage: Eukaryota; Ciliophora; Oligohymenophorea; Peniculida; Parameciidae
Source: the annotation of a GenBank genome assembly